CGCCCUCCGGUUGUGAACGGCCCCAUGCCGGCUCGCCCGCUGGUUGCACUCUUGGACGGAAGGGACUGCACUGUGGAGAUGCCCAUCUUGAAGGAUGUUGCUACGGUGGCGUUUUGUGAUGCUCAGUCAACUCAGGAAAUUCACGAAAAGGUGCUGAACGAGGCAGUAGGCGCUCUGAUGUAUCACACCAUUACCCUCUCUCGUCAGGAUCUAGAAAAGUUCAAAGCCCUCAGGGUCAUCGUGCGCAUUGGCAGUGGCUACGAUAAUGUGGACAUUAAAUCGGCUGCAGAGUUAGGCAUUGCAGUUUGCAACAUCCCUUCCUCCUCAGUAGAGGAAACUGCUGACUCCACUCUCUGUCACAUCUUGAACCUCUAUCGCCGUGUUACGUGGCUACAUCAGGCUAUGCGGGAAGGGAAUCGAGCCUCGAGUGUAGAACAGAUUCGAGAAGUGGCUGGAGGUGCUGUGCGUAUCCGUGGGGAGACUUUGGGCAUCAUUGGACUUGGCCGAGUUGGACAGGCAGUGGCUCUGCGAGCCAAGUCCUUUGGCUUCAACGUGAUUUUCUAUGAUCCAUAUCUGCCGGAUGGAGUGGAGCGAUCCUUGGGUUUACAGCGAGUAGGAACCCUGCAGGAUCUACUAAUGCACAGCGAUUGCAUCACAUUGCACUGCAGCCUGAAUGAACAUAACCAUCACCUCAUCAAUGACUUCACUAUUAAACAGAUGCGCCAGGGCUGUUUUUUGGUGAACACAGCCCGAGGAGGGCUGGUAGACGAGAAAGCCUUAGCACAAGCCUUGAAGGAGGGAAGAAUCAGAGGAACAGCGUUGGACGUGCAUGAGUCUGAGCCUUUCAGCUUUGCUCAGGGGCCCUUAAAAGAUGCACCCAAUGUGAUCUGCACCCCUCACACAGCCUGGUACAGUGAACAGGCUUCCAUUGAAUCCAGAGAAGAUGCAGCUAAAGAGAUCCGCAGAGCUAUUACAGGUCACAUACCUGAUGCUUUGAGGAACUGUGUUAAUAAAGAGUAUUUGCUGUUAGCAGCUCAGUGGUCUGGUAUUGAUCCUGCAACUGUCCACCCUGAACUCAAUGGAGCUGCAGCUUACAGGUUUCCUCCAGGAGUAGUGGGGGUAGCAACCCCUGGGCUUCCGGAACCACCAGUAGUGGAGGGGAUUGUAGCUCAUGGGAUCCCUUCUGUUUCUCACUCUGCUCCACGUACCCCUUCCCCAGGAGAGAGCAGCAAACCUGAACAGCUGGGAACAGAGUGGGAAUACAACUUAAAGGAUGAACAGUUCUGGUAUUGGAAGCAUCUUUUGAUAGAACUGCAUAAGAUUCAGUGA
Tinamus guttatus (white-throated tinamou) is the source of this 1329-nucleotide messenger RNA. The record is from RefSeq and is a predicted model, not a curated record. Lineage: Eukaryota; Metazoa; Chordata; Aves; Tinamiformes; Tinamidae.